Bactrocera dorsalis (oriental fruit fly) is the source of this 3441-nucleotide messenger RNA. Its product is annotated as putative nuclease HARBI1. The transcript is spliced from 2 exons. The coding region runs from base 224 to 1237 and encodes 337 amino acids. The record is from RefSeq and is a predicted model, not a curated record. Lineage: Eukaryota; Metazoa; Arthropoda; Insecta; Diptera; Tephritidae.
UAUACUUACAGCCCGAUUCUGUGCACUUGAUAAAUUCACCAUCUUGCUUAUUUAUCAAAAUUUAUUAUUUAUCAAGUCUUUGGUAUUCUGUGUCAAAAACCAAAAGCUCUUUUCUAGAUAAAUUAUCAAGAUGUCAAAUGCUCUUGACAAAUUCAACAGCUGUUUGUGAAAAUAUUGUGAACACAUUUUAAUUGUAAUUUUGAUUGAAAUUAAAUAAAAUAAAAUGGAAGAAGACAUAUUAUUAUUGUUGCUGUUAGAAGAGGAGGAAAAUUUAGAAAAUAGAGAUCGCGCGCGUUAUUUCAGGAGUUUGAGGGAUUCUACUGAUCCAUUUGCCCUCAGUGAAAGUGAGUUCAUGAAAAAUUUCCGACUGCCGCGUGAUAUUUGCCGGAGUCUAAUAGAUGACUUACGGCCUCAUGAUCAACAAAAGACUUCAUUGCCUUUGACCAUUAGAGUCCUGGCAACUUUAAAUUUCUUUGGUCACGGUUCCUACCAAAAAUGUGUCGGUAAUAACUGCAACUUGCCAAUGAGUCAGUCGUCACUCUCGAGAAGUAUGCGGGCCGUGGCCAAACUUAUAGUAAAAGUUAAAGGAGAAGAAAUAAAAUUUCCUAGUUCCACUGAGGAAGAAAAUAUAGUCAGAACCGGGUAUGUACAUACAUGUGUAUUAAAACAAUUGGAUUCAUCUAAAUUCACUGAGUUCAAUUUCAGAUUUUUCACAAAAUACGGAAUAAAGAGUACCAUAGGAGCAAUCGACUGUACACAUGUUGCAAUUAUUGCUCCUGCGUCAAAUAAUAUUGAACGUCCCCUUGGCUUAUAUUUAAAUAGGAAGGGCUUUUACAGCAUUAAUGUCGAAGCGGUAUGUGAUCACCGUUUAUGCUUCACGUUUCUGAAUGCUAAAUUUCCGGGUGCGACACAUGACUCUGGAAUUUGGGCAACUUCUGACCUACGAGAGCAUCUCAUUCGUCAACACACCAAUGACUCUGUAGGGCACCGAAGGGAGUCGUGGCUGAUUGGUGACCAAGGUUACCCUUUAGAACCUUGGCUCUUAACACCGGUCGGAAAUCCUAGUACUUCUCAAGAGCGAAAGUAUAAUAAGCUACAUUGUACUGCCAGAAAUUGUGUUGAAAGAGCGUUCGGAGUUUUAAAAUCGCGUUUCAGAUGUUUGCUGAAGCACCGGGUUCUACAUUAUUCCCAUGAAACGUCCGCAUUAAUAAUAAAGCAGUUGUGUUAUACUGCAUAAUAUAAUUACGAAAGCUGGUAUUACCAUGCACGCGGUGGACAACGAGGUUGAAGAAGACUCUGACCAUGUAGUUAAUUCCGGUGACUCUUUGCAGUAUACACGAGAAGGUGAAAGGAUAAGGGCAAGAUAUAUAUCUACACUUUAACACAUUAUUACACUAUACACUACAUUACUACUAACAAUAUGCAUAUAUACACUGCACAAUGACAUUACACAUUAACCUACUCCUGUUACAUUAUCCGUCUAUUAUUACACAAUAUAACGACUGCUAACAAUAUGUGUAUACACAAGUCAUAUGUAAACAGAAUAUCUAAACAGAAGCACACAUCACCGCACUUAAAAGUAACCCCUGCAUAGCCUGUGUCAGGCACAUGCUAAGCUGCUCGGUCUGAGUCACGACAUCUUCAGCUACAGAAUAACACAACCAGAUAUAAUUAUUAACAACAUUGUUUCAUUAGUUUAAUUCAUUAGUUUUAAUAAUUUAUUUUAAUAAAAACAAAUUCCAUUAACAUACAUACAUAUGGAUAUGUACAAACAAGAAAACAAACAAGAAAACUAAAUUUUGAAAAAUAAGGAAUUAAAAAAAAUAUAAAAUGAAUUUCAACUCUAAUGACCAGAGUUUUGUUUCAAAACAUUUAUUAAAUCUGCGACAACUCUUGUUAGGUCAUGGAUGGCAUGUAUUACUUCCCGGUGCUCCCGACGCUGUUCCUCUUCACGACGUUGCCUGUGCUCUUCAGCAGCAUUCCUCUUUGCUAUGUUAGCAAUAAGAGUGCUAAUAAGCUUAUUGCGCUCCCCUCGUGAUGGCCGUGAUGUCCUGGCAUCCGAAUCGAUGUCAAUCUUAAAAAAAAAAUAUUAUUAAAAACUACGUAAAGGCAUAUGUAUGUUUGUAUAUAUGAAUAUAUAUAUAUGGGCAUAUGUAAAUACAUAUGCAUUAUGCAAAUAUGUAUACAUAUACAUAUAUGCAUAACUAUGUAAUAUGUAUAGGUACUCAUAUAGAUACGAGUAUAUUGGUGCGAAUUCUUGGGUUCCAAAUUUAAAGUUUGUUAAAUUUAUAAAAAGUUCGUAUGAAGCUAAAAUCUUGGGUUCAUAUGGAUUUUCUUUGCGAAUAAAUAAAAGAAAAAUAACCCAAAAAAAGAAAAAAAGCCAGUGCGUUUAACCAGUGGCCAGGGGUUUAUGUACUUGGACAUUGUAGAAUAAAAUAGAAAUUACAUACCUGAUUAUCCGGGCUAAAUAACGGUGAAUCAUAUGGAGAUAGUGGGUUUGGCGAUGGCAGUGUGUUUGGCGAUGGCAGUGUGUUUGGCGAUGGUAGUGGGCCUGGCGAUGGCAGCGUGUUUGGCGAUGGUAGUGCGGUUGGCGAAGGUAGUGGGUUUGGCGAUGGCAGUGUGUUUGGCGAUGGCAGUGUGUUUGGCGAUGGUAGUGUGUUUGGCGAUGGUAGUGGGCCUGGCGAAGGUAGUGCGGUUGGCGACAAUAAUAGGCUUGGCAGUGGUGCUGAACUAGGCAGCCCUAAACCAAAGCUUUCAACAGUUUCCACUCCAUCCACAGCUAUUGAUCCAAAAGCUGCCAAAGAUUUUUGUUCGAAAUCAGUCAACGGCUUGCCACAGGGCCCCCCUCCAGUGAGCCUCUGCUCCAUUUUUAAGCGCCUUGCCCGCGUACGUAGUUGGCUCUUCCAAACACCCAUUGUCUGUAAAUCAAAAUCAUUUAACAAAUGUAGAAAAUAUCAGACGAAUUACCUCUUUCCACUUAGCUGCAGUACGAGAUGGCCCUCUGCACGCAUUUAACUGCUCCGCCAGCUGCCGCCACAAAUCCUGCAUUUGUCGAGGCGAUUUUGGCGUAUUUUUUCCGAUACCCAUUUCCGGAUGCGCGCGGCAAAAUGAAAUGUAAGUUUCUAAUUGUUCGUGCGUAGCACGUUGGUUUUUUGGUUUCCUAUAAAUUGAAUUAAAUAUUAAACCAUUUAUUUCUUUAAAAUUAACAAUUAAUAAUAAUGAAUACUUACGUUGUUGAAGAAUCCAUUUCGCACUAAACAGCUGAUUUCUGUUUACAUUAUUUUGUUCACCACAGUAUGGUGAAAAGCGAUUCGUGCUGAAGCUUUAAGUUUUAUAAAUAUUUGCACAGAAUACCAAAAAGCUUUUGGCUUGAUAAAAAUCUUGAUCAAUAAACAAUAUUUUGAUAAUUUGUUAAGUGCACAGAAUCGGUCUGAUAAUAUG